This is a messenger RNA of Morone saxatilis (striped sea-bass), 1789 nucleotides long. It is a transcript of the gene gpr176, whose product is annotated as G protein-coupled receptor 176. Gene Ontology annotation, cellular component: plasma membrane. Gene Ontology annotation, biological process: G protein-coupled receptor signaling pathway. The record is from RefSeq and is a predicted model, not a curated record. The transcript is spliced from 3 exons. Gene Ontology annotation, molecular function: G protein-coupled receptor activity. Lineage: Eukaryota; Metazoa; Chordata; Actinopteri; Moronidae. The coding region runs from base 1 to 1713 and encodes 570 amino acids.
AUGGAUAGUGGGAGCCGGGGUGCAACGGUCGGGGACGGUGCAGCCAAUUUCACAGCAGCCCACCUCAGGCUGGAUCUCCUGAACGCGUCGAGCCCGCCGACCCGGUGGGACAGCGGCUCACCUGCCGAGGAGACCGGGCUGGAAGAGCAGCAGCGCCUCCUCCGAGAGCAAGCCUACCGAGACUUCACCACCACCAUUCAGGUUUUCAUCCUCAUAAGUUCGCUGCUCGGAAAUGCCACGGUGUUGUGGUGCACCUGCUGUACGAAUGUCUUUAAAUCUGUGACCAACCGAUUCAUAAAGAACCUGGCGUGCUCUGGCAUCUGCGCCGGCCUGGUCUGUGUUCCCUUCGACGUUGCACUUGGAGCCAGCCCUCGCUGCUGCUGGUGGCUCCACACUCUGCUACUCUGCAAGGCCAUCAAGUUCCUCCAUAAACUCUUCUGCUCGGUCACUGUGCUCAGUUUCAGUGCCAUCGCACUCGACAGAUACUACUCCGUGCUGUACCCUUUAGAGAGGAAGAUCUCGGAUGCAAGAUCCCGAGAUCUGGUCAUCUAUAUCUGGGUCCACGCGACGGUUGCAAGCCUCCCUGUGUUCGCUGUGACCAAUGUGACAGAUGUAUACGUCACCUCGUCCUGCUCAGAUGACCACGCCCGUUCCCUGGGCCACAUGGUGUACGUGCUGAUCUACAACAUCACCACGGUGAUCCUCCCUCUCGCUCUGGUCUUCCUCUUCAUGCUGCUGAUCCGCAGAGCGCUCAGUGCCAGCCAGAAGAAGAAGGUGAUAAUUGCAGCCUUGCGGACUCCCCAGAACAGCAUCUCCAUCCCGUAUGUGUCCCAGAGAGAGGCUGAGCUACAUGCCACGCUGCUGGCUGUGGUGUUAGCUUUCUCAGUCUGCAGCGCCCCCUAUGGGGCCUUGGUGGUUUAUCGCACCAUUUUGGCAGACAGUAAAGAGCUACCCAUCUUACUGUAUCUAACAGCCCUCUGGCUACCAAAGGUGUCCCUGCUCACUAACCCACUUUUGUUUCUAACUGUUAACCGCUCAGCUCGUCAUAGCUGGCUGGACCUGCUUGCCAGGAUUCACAGACGUUACAGCCGCCGUAACGUGGUCAGCACCGGGGGUCUGGCGUCUUUAGGGGCAGAAGGUGUGAUCGGGGAGCCGGUGGGACUGGAGACAGCCGGCCGCUCUGGGAGCCAGCUUCUGGAGAUGUUUAAUAUUGGCCAGCAGCAGAUCUUUAGGCCUUCUGAGGAAGAGGAGGAAGAAGAGGAUGUAGAGAAUGAGAUCCCUUCUCAAGGAUCAGGAGGAGGGUCUAAAGAGGACCACAAAGGUGGGUCAAGACUGGGGAGCCUCAGAGGGGAGGUGAUCACUAAAAAGGACCCUCUGCAGGGGACAGGGGGAGGGUUGGUCAUCACCAAGGAUGGCCCUCCUUCAGUCAUAGCACCCCGGGCCUCUCCGGUCCACACAUGUGCUUAUGCCUCUUCAUCUCAGGUGGCACCAGCUACACCUACAGAAGCUGAGGACUCCACACAGUUUGGUUUUGGACCCUUUGAACUGCCACCACAGUGGUUACCAGAGACCAGGAACAGCAAGAAGAGGCUGCUGCCUCCGCUGGGUAACACACCUGAGGAGCUGAUCCAGACCAAACUGCCCAGGCCGCGGCCUGAACGGAGAAUCAGCAGGAACAACAAGGUCAGCACCAUCCCCACUGUGGACCCAUGAACUAUUCCUGCUGGCCACCGAUUGGCAACACUGGUCACAGUUAAUUUACAGGGUCUCUUGGGUUGACCAGGCCUUG